Messenger RNA from Temnothorax curvispinosus, 4518 nucleotides. RefSeq lists its product as uncharacterized. The record is from RefSeq and is a predicted model, not a curated record. The transcript is spliced from 4 exons. Lineage: Eukaryota; Metazoa; Arthropoda; Insecta; Hymenoptera; Formicidae. The annotation marks the transcript as partial.
AAAGUAUGCUGUUUAUGUGUUUGCUGUCCUAUUACGUCUACAAUAAUUUAUGUUCAGGGGUUAUCGAAAACAUUGGAGACUCUGAAUAUUGGCCAAAAUAUGCUGACAGACGAAACAUUGAGCACCGUUAACGAGUCAUUGAAGCAAAAUCGUGUUCUCCUACAAUUGGGCAUGCAAUCUACGGAACUCACAUGCGAUGGAAUAAUUACGCUCGCUGAGAUAAUGGAGACGAAUCAAGUUUUGCAGAGGAUAGAUUUACGGGAUAACAGUAUACAGAUGCGUGGAAUGCGUGCUCUGGUGAAUGUCAUGAAAAAGAACAAGACCAUUACGCAGAUUGAUUUGGACGACAAACCUCGGAUAAGAAUAGACGGUCCCUUGCACGAGUACAAGGAAAUGGCUGCGGAGAUUCGCAGCUGCUGUAGCCAAAACGAGGAGCGCCGUCUGCUAGAGGAGUCGGCCGAGGAUGUUGAGAGCCCGCAGCACUCGAACCGGUUGCUGAACGCGAGCUCCCGUAAGAUCUCGCUUACCUGUCAGACACUGCCAAGCCCGUCGCGAUCGGCGAUGUUAGCCGUCGAUGAGCCGGCGACGCGCACUAUGCUGGAGCCAAAGCGUACCAGCGGAGGCCGUCUGCGCUCCCCGGCUCCCAGUCCCAUCCCCUCUCCCGUCGCCAGUCCGAUCCCCAGCCCGUCCCGGAAUCGCUUCGUCGUGUGUCGGGUGUCGGAAGCAUCGUUGCGCUCCGUCGACUCCUCGGUGUCCUCCUCGCCGGUCACUCCGCCGUCUCUCGGCUCCUCUCCGUCCCUCGGUUCUUCCCCGUCUUUCUUCCCCAGUACGAGCGGUGGCCCAUCGCGGUUCCGCGUGUCGGUCGUCGAGUCGGUGGGCGCCGACCGCUCGUCGCCCAAAUCGGUCGUCGCCUCAUCCAGCGGCAGCUCGGUCACAAUCGGUUUUAACGUCAGAAUCGACGCAGCCGACUCGGACGAUUCCGACAGCGCAACCAAGAUGGACACACAUGCGACGCAGGCCGCUAGCACAACCGCGUUCGUAGACACGCUUAAUGUAGUUGCGAUAUCGACAGAAAUGUCCCCAAACGAAGACAUUGCCAAAAACGAAGAUCGUUGUGACGAAGGAACGAAAGGGGAGGAGGAGCGAUCGGGAGUAUACCGAGCUGAACCGCGAAUCUGGACGGAUGAGAGCGAUACCGCGACGUGUAGAAGUGAACGCGAUACGAUAACGGAGGUCGAAGAAGAGCGAUUAGUUCAGAAGGAUAUAACCGCGCAGUCGGAAAGAAACGAGGACAUCACGACGAUUCGCGAGGAUUAUUGCGACGAGGCGGCGAAUCAGAGCAACGUUACGGUAGAUCUCGAGAGCAUAGUAAUGCCCGACAAGGAUACCGAGGCGAUCGAGGAUCAUCGCAUCGUGUAUACUAGUACAAAAGAACUACAGGUACCUGCGUAUCCGGAUGAGGAUACAGCUUCGAUGAGGAUUAGCGUAGUCGAGGAUAAAGCCUUGAUUAAAUCGUCCUCGGAUGACCCUUCGGAAUUGCGCGUGAAUCGGACGACUUCGGAAGGAUUGUCUACCUGCGUUUUGGAGUCUUCCGUAAGUACUACCUCGGAUACGUCCUCGACUCGCAUGGCAGAGCCACAUUCGCGGGAACAGGCGAACACAUCGGUACAGAGGCACAAGUCCAGCCUGGAGAAGCUCCUGUCCCUGUUCCAGCAUCCUGGCCAGUUCUUCUCGGACUCGUCGAGCGUUGCCGCGGAUACGAGAAGCUCUUUACAGGAGAACGUAAGUGGCAUGAUGGCACUGGGCGACAGGCUGCAGCAGUACUUGAAGGAGAGCCGAACCAAGAUUAACACCGACAGUUCAUGGUCUUCGGAACACGGAUCUUUGUCGAGAAACAGAUCGGUGACAGUAAACGUAUCGCAGUUACAGAGCCUGACCAAUAUAUUUGCAUCUUUCAAGCUCGAGCCUCAUACGAAUCUCGCUGAGCAUAGCACUAAGUUCUCCGGUCAGGCAAUAAAUCAGGAUACGAAUGUUAAAGAGAAAGAUUCAGAAAGAUCGACAGAAACCGAGGUUGCAAGAAACGAUGACAAGAAUCUGAUCGGGCAGGAGAACGACAGGAGUAAUUCAUUGGAUCAGCAGCGAAAUGGGAUUACGAGGGAUGAUGAGAAGAAUUUAAUUGUUAAAGAGAAGAAUCAGAUUGUCAAGAAUGACGGGGACGAUUUAUUCGUUCGAGAAAAUAAUCAGGUAGGAAGAAAUGACGAGCAGAAGUUAUUUGUCCAAGUUAUCAAGGGUGAUGAGAAGAAUGUGAUCGGCCAGGAAGAGAGUCAGGCUAUGCAUGACGAGAAUAAUUUAUUUGAUCAGGUAAAAAAUCAGAUUGUGAGAAUCGACGAGAAGGAUUUAGAAGAUCAAGAAAAGGAGCAAGUUGCCAGGAGCACCGAUGAGAGCUUUGAAGAUCAAAAGAAGACUCGAGUUAUCGAAAACAGCCAAAAUGAACGAGAUCAGGAAAGAGAUAAGGUUGCGAGUGACAACGAGUUUAAUAAUCGGCAGAUGUUCGCGAGAGACAGCGGGAACUUAAAAGAUCAGGACAACGGGAUUGCCCGAAACGACGAGGGAGAUUCUAUGCGAAAUGUACACGUUAAUGAAGAAAGUGUUAAGGAGGACGGUGCGUGUUACGCAGACAAGUUACAAUGGACAGAAUCUGACUUUAGUGAUCGACUGUUACCUGAAAGUGUGCAAUCAAAGGACGAUUUUGUUGAUAAUUUAGUAUUAGAUGGCGGCUAUGUUGAGCCGGACGUGGCGGCUUCGUCGUCGCUGGCGAGCAAGUCCACCGUGUGUAUAGCUGUAAAGUUAACGGACGUAGCCGGGUGUUCUGCUUUAGAAUUAAGUAAGACCGACAGUACAGGGUGUAACGACGAUUUUGUUAGUGACGACGUGGAUCGAGGAGAGCGUGACGAUGCGCAGGAUUCGGAACAUGCGGAGCGUAAUGACGUUGAACGUUUAAGACGCGACAAUCUAGGGGAUUUGGAAUGCGACGGGCCGAAGGUUUUAGAGGAUAACGACGGGGAGUGUUUAGAGCGUAACGACGCGGUUGGAGGAGUGAAUACCUUAGCGGCGAGGACAUGUGAUACAACCACGGACAGUAUUAAUCAGACUAGUGAUAGUAGUUUUCCGAUUUGUAACAUAGGGCAUGAUAGGAAAAUCGUAGAUAGCGUAAAUACUACGAGAGCGCCGACGAGCACGGGCGAUGACGUCGGCGCGAUUAAAUGUACGCCAGGCAACUGCGGGACAUCGUCGACGUCGUUGAACGACGUCUGGGUGUCGUCGAUGUCGGUGGACGAUGUCGGGACGCCGUUGAGGUCGUUGAAGGACGUCGACUCGAACGGCCACUUAAACGAGAAAGUUACCAGUAGCACGUGCUGCAUUGUCAACCAAGAUCGUCAAUGCGAGUCCACGAAGAGGGAGGAGGAGGAGGAGGAUGAGGAAAAGGAGGACGUGGCGGAAGUCCUCGAUGAUGAUACUUGCCGCGAUUCCGCCGACCGUAAAAGUACAAGUGUAAAUAUUAAGGUAGAACCGCGCGAAUCGGUGACGAUGAGUUCGGGAAGCCAAGAGGCGUUCAAGGAGCAUCACGAGGGACAGUCUUUCAUGCCAAAUAACGUCGACGUACAUCGAACUAUCCUUAAAGACGCGGCCGAGCCCGAGGACCAGCCGGAGGACGCCGUCGACGACGACAGACGGAUCGACCCGACCAUCCUCGUCACGCCGUACGAGACGUCCGCGAAUCUCGACAAGUCCGACGCGGAGGAGCUCAUUUUCUGCAUGACGGAUAUCUCUACGGACGGCACCUCGGUGGAGGACGAGCUGUCGCCGAGCGUGCCGUCCAGGAGCUCGCCGAACGACGCCGCCAAGGUGGCGGAGUCGUACUUCGAGCUAUCCGCCUCGAGGGCGACGUCGACGAACACGCUGCUGAUCGAGAAUCCCGAGGGCGCGCACAGGAACAGCCAGGAUUCCGGUACCGAGGAGACCGUCCUGACGCUCGACGACACUGUCGUCGGCACGACGGACGCGCAUCCGCCGCCGCCGCCGCGCAGCAGCCUCCAGGAGAGCGUGGACUCCGGGAUCGAGUCGGAAUGCUCGUCGAUAUGCAUCAGGGUGGAGUCCACCGCCGAGCGGACGCUGGACGUCGUCGUGGUCCCGAAGAGGCCUUCGCGCGACGACAACGGUGUGGGCGACGACAACGACGAGUACGGGGAGUUUGCGUCGGACUUUCUUGCCAGGGAGACGCGACUGGUAGAUAACGACGGCAUGAACGACGGCGUCGCGCACUCGUAUCUCAACAGCAUCAAGUGCACGGUCGUCAGUACGACGACGCGGACCGUCGCCGACGAAGGCGUCGCGCAUCCUGCCGCAGCCAUACACGGCACCAGCCCGAAAUAAUGCAGCGGAGGAAAAAGAAGAGAAGGCGAAGGAUAGCGAAGGGAACAAGUCGAACGCGAUCGAGUAUGACGUCGACGAUGAUGA